AUGGGGUGGUGGUGGUUGUCCCUGAUGCUGGUGAUGUCCCCCUGGCUAUCUGGCAACCCAGGCAUCCAGGCAGGGCCACCUGGCUUGUGGCAGUGGGUGGUCCUGGCAUCCUGGCUGCCUGGGGUGCACCCCUGCCUGUUGUGCUUCAGCUCACCCCUUCAGUGGACAAACCUCUGCCAUGGCAUUACUGGGGCUCCUGCCAACCACUCCCUACAUCGACAGUGCCUCGAGGCCAUUGCUCAUGCUGCUCUGCCACUUGCCUCUGUCACUGUGGGCUUGGAGCAGCACAAGACUCUUGAGGAGACCAUGGCACUUGCCCUGAAAUUUCUGGAGUACGCAGAGGGCUUGGUUCCAGCCUGCAUCCCACCCUGCGGGUACCAACCAGCUGCCAGCGUCUUCAAGUGUGCCACCUGCCGCUUCGAGCACUGCCCAUUUCCCCUGGACUGCCCAGUGCAGGACAAGUGGGUCCAGGAGGAUGAAGCCAUCACACUGCUCUGCAACGUGCCCUUCACCACCCCCACGGACACGGCCGUCACGUGGAUGUUCGCCAAGGAUCUGCGCACCCAGGACCUGGUGCGGUUUGAGGAGCUGCAGGGGAGUGUGUCAGGACCUUUCAGCCUGACCAUCCAGGAGCCUGUCCCAGGAACCGUUGCCUGCUGCCUGGGGCCUGUCUCUCAGCCCUUGGUCCGCAAGUACUUCUACAUCAACGGGCCAUCUGGCAAUGCUGGAGGCUCCGAGGUGGCAGUAACACCCAGACAUCCCACAGACCUGGACAACAUGAUCCUUCAGAGUGUUCCAAAUGCCUGGAUUCACCCUAGGGGAGCUUGA
This is a messenger RNA of Indicator indicator, 828 nucleotides long. RefSeq names its product sperm acrosome associated 6 (gene SPACA6). Gene Ontology annotation, biological process: fusion of sperm to egg plasma membrane involved in single fertilization. The record is from RefSeq and is a predicted model, not a curated record. Lineage: Eukaryota; Metazoa; Chordata; Aves; Piciformes; Indicatoridae. Bases 1 to 828 code for a protein of 275 amino acids. The transcript has 7 exons.